This is a messenger RNA of Xenopus laevis (African clawed frog), 3910 nucleotides long. RefSeq names its product guanine nucleotide binding protein (G protein), alpha z polypeptide L homeolog (gene gnaz.L). Gene Ontology annotation, molecular function: G protein-coupled receptor binding; G-protein beta/gamma-subunit complex binding; metal ion binding. Lineage: Eukaryota; Metazoa; Chordata; Amphibia; Anura; Pipidae. The transcript is spliced from 3 exons. The record is from RefSeq and is a predicted model, not a curated record. Gene Ontology annotation, cellular component: cytoplasm; membrane; cell periphery. Bases 1018 to 2085 code for a protein of 355 amino acids. Gene Ontology annotation, biological process: signal transduction; adenylate cyclase-modulating G protein-coupled receptor signaling pathway; G protein-coupled receptor signaling pathway.
CCUCGCCCACAGCAAAGUCUCCCCGUUCCCAUCACCCUAAAGUCUCCUCCUCCUUUCACUGAUUGACAGGCAGCCCUCCCUCUCUUCCACAGCAUUGCCAGCCUCUGUUCCUCGUUGCACCCACCCCUGGGUGACUGAGCCUUUGCUCUCCUCCCAUCUUUCUGUGGGUGCCCUGCCUUGUGUGUGUGCUUCCCCCUCCCCCUGUGUCACAGGACAGCCUCUCCCCCUGUAUCACAGGACUCAGUCAGCACCCCCUUUGGCUUCUGUAUGACAGGACGUUUGUACCCGGCUCUCUACACCAUGAAGGGCUGAUCGGGGAGAAGAGAGGAGCAAAGGCAGCCUGCCAUUCUGUACGAGCCAAAUGGUGGAGAACUGAUGCAGGAGGCGAUUUGUGCAUAUCCCAGGGGUGGCUGCUGCUCGUGUAGACAGGUGCAGAACAGAUUUGGAUACUAAUUGCCAGGAAAGAGCCAAAAAUUUAAAAUACAUAUAUAUAUGAAAACGGAAUAGAGCGGCCACAUAAACAUCUCUCUCUCUAGACCUGAAUAUCCAGCCUGGAUCACCAUGGCAACCAAAAAAUACAAUUAAAAAGGCAACUGAGGCAGAAGCAGAUGAAUAGGUUGCGCCUUACCUCACUGGACAGGAAAAAGUGAAAUAAUUAUGCAAAGACUCGGUAGCUUUGUGAUGGAUAAGAUCGCACACUGGAGAAUGGAAAAGACCCAUUAUUAAAAAAAAGAAAAAGGAAGGAAUGUGCCUGUGCUACCUCCAAGAAACCGGAGUGCCAUGACAUAUGCUGAGAAGACAAUCUCUUUGCAGCUACAUUUUUCCAUUUCUUCACACCCCUGAUGGGAACAUAUUUGGACUUUCCUUGUGGCCCAUCACAUAUUGGAAGUCAUCCUUUUUUCUGAACAUAAGGCUAGUGAAAAAGAAAGUCUCUCUCUCUCAGAAAGUGACAAAAGAGGGAACACAAAGUGGGAGAAAGUGUUUAUUUGUUCCUCUCUAGCAACAGCCUGCUAUACCAUGGGAUGUCGUCAAAGCGCAGAGGAGAAAGAGGCAGCCCGGCGCUCGCGCAGGAUUGACCGUCACCUGCGGUCUGAAAGCCAGCGCCAACGUCGGGAAAUUAAGCUCCUUCUUCUGGGCACCAGCAAUUCAGGCAAAAGUACAAUUGUGAAGCAAAUGAAAAUUAUCCACAGUGGGGGCUUUAACUUGGAGGCCUGCAAGGAGUACAAGCCUCUCAUCAUUUACAAUGCCAUUGACUCACUCACUCGUAUCAUCAGGGCCCUAGCUACACUCAAGAUUGAGUUUCAUAACCCUGACAGAGCUUAUGAUGCGGUGCAACUCUUUGCAUUGACUGGCCCAGCUGAGAGCAAGGGAGAAAUCACAGGGGAACUCCUUGGUGUGAUGAAGCGGCUGUGGGCUGAUCCUGGAGUGCAGGAGUGCUUCUCUCGAUCCAAUGAAUAUCACCUGGAGGACAAUGCUGCCUACUACCUCAAUGACCUGGAAAGAAUAGCGGCCAUUGAGUAUAUCCCUACUGUGGAGGAUAUUCUACGCUCUCGUGACAUGACUACUGGUAUUGUAGAGAAUAAGUUCACGUUCAAAGAGCUCACUUUCAAGAUGGUGGAUGUGGGUGGCCAAAGAUCCGAGCGCAAGAAAUGGAUCCACUGCUUUGAAGGUGUCACUGCGAUAAUAUUCUGUGUGGAACUUAGUGGGUACGACUUGAAACUGUAUGAGGACAACCAAACAAGCCGUAUGGCAGAAAGUCUUCGACUAUUUGAUUCCAUCUGCAACAACAACUGGUUCAUAAACACCUCGCUCAUUCUUUUCCUCAACAAGAAGGACCUCCUAGCUGAGAAGAUACAACGCAUCCCGCUAACGGUCUGCUUCCCUGAUUACAAGGGUCAGAACACAUACGAGGAAGCAGCUGUCUAUAUCCAACGUCAGUUUGAGGACUUAAACCGCAACAAGGAGACCAAGGAGAUUUACUCACACUUCACCUGUGCUACGGACACAAGCAACAUUCAGUUUGUAUUUGAUGCAGUGACAGAUGUCAUUAUCCAGAACAAUCUAAAAUACAUCGGCCUGUGCUAAGUAUUCCUCUUGUGGCCCGCACAGGGAAAGUGGUGUGUUUAUAGCCCUGGUCAUUUGUCAGGGGAUAAAGCAAACACAGAGGCAGAGGGCUGCACUCAGGAGUUCCCCACAUACUGCACUGAGAAUCCAGUAAAAAUCCCUCACCUAUUCACCUGCACAAACUUUCCAUUAAAAAAACAGGGGAAGGUGUUGUCAGUAUGUAUGGUAAAACGGGGUCUCUAAAGAUUCUGGUCUCUUACCUGAAAGAUGCCAUUUCUCUUCUCCCUGCAUCUUGUAUGUGUGUGUUUAUGUAUGCGUCUAUUUGUGACUGAUUGGUGUCUAGAGUGUUGAUCUAUGAAAGAAAUAUUUCUGAUUCCUUGUUUUUAUUUUAUUUUAUAUUCAGGGUGAUUGAACUGAGCCAGGAAAGAAGCUGGCUGUUAUCUUGCUCAUUUUUGUUGACAGGGGAUUGCAAAUACUUUUAUGCCAACAUGAACAAACAAGAAAAAGAAAACCAAUAAGCAUUGUUCCGAUCACUUUUGGCAUUUCUGUACGUGCCAUAAGUGUAAAUUAUACAGGGUUGACGUGCUUUAUAUUUUCCAUUGACUAUGAGUAUGUUGUGCAUUUGCAACUGUCAGAAAAUGUGUGGUUAAAAAUAGGAACAAACAUGGUCUUGCAGGGCAAAUGAAAAGCAUUUGAAGCCAGUGUCUCCUAGCCAAGAUUGGCAAUGUUUCACCUGGCUGGCCAAAAUCUCCUAUCACAUACAGUGCAGUGCUGUCAAUAACUGUUAUACACGCUUUACACAAUUGUGCAACAUCAUGGAAAUGCCACGUCUAGAAGCAAAGCAGUGUUUGACAAUUUGUCUGCCAGAGACCUAUUUUUCCGAUAUCUAAAAUGGUAAAUUCUGCAGACCUUAUAACAUAUGUGGCUGCAAAUAUAUGACUGCCUUUGCUUAUAUACUAAUAUAUGCUUUCCCCUGUGGUACUUGGAGUGGCAAAACCUGGAUUUUGGUUCUGUGCUGAUAUAAUACAGAAGCAGCCUAAUAUUUAUCCCAAAAUGGACCCCCUACUAAUAAAGAUGAGACCAAGCUGCAGGUUACCAACACACAGGUUCUGGCUUGGACCAGUCUAUAUUUUAUACAAAACUUUCCAAUAUAUUUUUUCUCUCCAUGUUUGCAAAGAAAGGUAACAUGACCAGUUUAGGAGUAUGUCAUAUGUGGGGUUUUGCCAGCAUGAAUUUUCUCUAAAAAAAAAGUGCAACAAAAUUUAAGGGACUGAUGUGGAUAGUCCCAAGUUUGGAUAAAGGCAAGCACCAUAAAUCUUGCACAACUACUACUUAAAAACAAGACUGCAGCAUGUUCAAUAUGCAGUCAUUGCAAUUGUUCCCAGUGGGAACUGAUCCUCAAUAGUUUUUUUCUUGGAAAAAAAGAACCCUGUGGUGACAAAAUGCUACUUUGGAAGUUGAUCAGCUUAGGACCAAAUAAUUAUCAAGAACUCAGCAGACUUGUGUUGUUCAGCAAAUUUUAGCUAAAACUGAACAAUAAGCUCACUGGUUUGCAUUCACUGAUUCCACAUGAGACAUUUUAUAAGCAGUUCCAAAAAGAAUUCAUAGUUUACCCUCUGGAACAUGCCCCCUUCUGGCUCUCCUGUAACAACAACGAUUCUAAUGCAAAGGGUUUCUCUGUAGUAGCAGAGUAACAGGAGUGGUGCUGAAAGACACCAGCUGCCAAGUCAUAUGAUGUUUUUCAUACAAAGAAAAAGCAGGACCUUUUCAACGCAUUUUAAAGAUGUGCUCAAGUAUUUUAAUUUAACACUGGAAAAAAAUAUAACACUGGCUAUUUAUUUUGCAA